Effrenium voratum is the source of this 969-nucleotide messenger RNA. NCBI's taxonomy places the organism in Eukaryota, Dinophyceae, Suessiales, Symbiodiniaceae. The record is from the annotation of a GenBank genome assembly.
AUGGCAGGUGAGGACGAGCUGGCGCUCCAGGAGAUGAGCUCAGAGGCGGCGGACAGGCUGCGGGGGAGCUACCGAGAGCGGCAGGCGCGCAUGAUGCAAGACGAGGCCUUUGAUCAGCUGCAGCAGCAGCGUCAGCGUCUGCCGGUGGCGGAGUACCGCGAGCAGUUCCUGCGCACUGUCAGCAGACAAGGUGUGGUCGUGGUGAGUGGUGCCACCGGCAGUGGCAAGACCACCCAGGUGCCGCAGUACGUGCUGGAGGAUGCUCUGGAGGGAUCCGGGCCUUUGCCUAACAUCAUCGUCACCGAGCCCCGGCGGAUUUCGGCGGUGUCGGUGGCCAAGCGGGUGUCGCAGGAGAUGGGCGACCCAGAUGGGCCAGGCUCCAAGGAUGCACUGGUGGGCUACCAGAUCCGGCUGGAGAAGAAGGUCUCCAAGUCCACCCGCUUGCUCUUCUGCACGGUGGGGGUGCUCCUGAAGCAGAUGCAGCAGGGCUUGGGUGCUCUGGGCAAGGUGACUCACAUCUUCAUUGACGAGAUCCACGAGCGCUCGGCGGAUUGCGACUUGCUCCUCCUGCUGCUGCGCCAAAUCACCCGCUCCAGCCGCCCUGACCUCCGGCUAGUUCUCAUGAGCGCGACUUUGGAGACAGAGAAGCUGGUGAGGUACUUUGGCAGCGCCAGCUCUGUGCCGGUGCUCUCCAUCCCCGGCCGAACCUUCCCUGUGCAGCAAUUCUGGCUCGAGGAUGUCGUGCAGAUGACAGGCUACCGCUGCGAAGAGGACAGCGACUUCGCGAAGCGAGGUUGGAGCCGCGGCUGGCAAACCGAGAAGAAGACCUUCCAGGUGGCAGACAAGGGCAAGACUCAGACCAUCACAGCCUACAUCGAUGAGGAGGAUGACUGGGGCCUGGGCCCCAGCAAGGUGUCGGCGGUUCAACUUGCUCCCCUGCAGAUUGGCAUGGAGCCCAGAAGGAUAUAA